UUGUGGUGUGAACGCACCAUAAUUUGAAAAUCAAUUUUAUCAAAGCGGUUUUCCGUUCUAGAGUUUUUUUUUUCAUGAUCAUAGGCGCCGUGCGAUUUUGACUUCUUUUACCGUGUUCACCGAAACAAGCGCAAACAUGGCAGAGGUCGACGAAACCCUUAAGAAGAAGAGGACCUUCAGAAAGUUCACCUUCCGAGGUGUUGACUUGGACCAACUCUUGGAUAUGUCCCAUGAGCAACUCAUGGAACUUAUGCAUGCUCGUGCGCGUAGGCGUUUUUCCCAUGGACUUAAGCGUAAACCAAUGGCUCUUGUCAAAAAACUACGCAAAGCCAAGAAAGAAGCUCAACCUAAUGAGAAGCCAGAAAUUGUAAAAACUCAUCUACGCAACAUGAUCAUCGUUCCAGAAAUGGUUGGUUCCAUCGUCGGUGUUUACAACGGCAAGACCUUCAAUCAAGUUGAGAUCAAACCCGAAAUGAUCGGCCAUUACCUUGGUGAAUUUUCUGUGACCUACAAACCUGUUAAACACGGUAGGCCAGGUAUCGGUGCCACUCACUCUUCGCGUUUUAUUCCUCUCAAGUAAAUUGUAUAUCUCGCCGAAUAAAAUGGUUUAAAAAAAUAAAAAACAAAAAAAUGUC
Venturia canescens is the source of this 635-nucleotide messenger RNA. RefSeq names its product ribosomal protein S15 (gene RpS15). Lineage: Eukaryota; Metazoa; Arthropoda; Insecta; Hymenoptera; Ichneumonidae. Bases 137 to 580 code for a protein of 147 amino acids. Gene Ontology annotation, biological process: translation; ribosomal small subunit assembly. The record is from RefSeq and is a predicted model, not a curated record. The transcript has 3 exons. Gene Ontology annotation, cellular component: ribosome; cytosolic small ribosomal subunit. Gene Ontology annotation, molecular function: structural constituent of ribosome; RNA binding.